AAAGCUAAACACGCACAGUUAGACAGAGAACCCAUCAGCGUGUCCACCGCUGCAGCGGCAGGUGGUCACUGCGUGCCCCGUUCUUUGCAGUUUGUAAGGCGGAUUAUUGACAUGUUUUCUCCUUAGACCUCGCAGAUCCUCGGGAGUAAAAUGGAUGGAGCAGAAUAAGUUCUUGAAAAAGCACUCAGUUCUUUUUACUUCUUCUUAAGAAGGCGAAAAGUGAAGACAACUUUUUUUGCGUGUUGGCGUGCGUAAUGCUCUCCGUGUAGAGAUCGUUGUCACGUAACGUAUUCUUUGAUUCAUUCUUUUAUCAUUUAAAUUUUAUUUUUUUCAAGAAGCGUCACACUGCUAAUUAUGGCAUUCGCAAAGUUUAGUAAAAUUAUCCUAAAGAAGAAACUCAAACAGUAUGAGCACGUCAGCCGAGACGUGAACCCUAAUGACAUAUGGGAGAUAGUUGGAGAGCUGGGAGACGGCGCGUUUGGGAAGGUUUACAAGGCCUGUAACAAGGAGACUGGGGUUCUGGCUGCAGCCAAAGUGAUUGAGACAAAAUGUGAGGAGGAGCUGGAAGACUACAUGGUGGAGAUUGACAUCCUGGCUAAAUGUGACCACCGCUACAUCGUCAAGCUCCUCGAUGCGUUUUACUAUGAGAACAAACUCUGGAUCAUGAUUGAAUUCUGCGCUGGAGGUGCUAUGGAUGCUAACAUGCUAGAGUUGGAUCGUGGACUAACUGAGAAACAGAUCAGAGUGGUCUGUCGGCAGAUGUUAGAGGCUCUAAACUACCUCCACCAUAUGAAGAUCAUCCACAGAGACCUGAAGGCUGGUAACGUCCUCCUCACCCUGGAAGGGGACAUCAAACUGGCGGAUUUUGGCGUCUCUGCAAAAAAUACCAAAACGUUACAGAGGAGAGAUUCUUUCAUUGGGACGCCAUAUUGGAUGGCUCCAGAGGUGGUGAUGUGUGAGACGAUGAAGGACGCUCCUUACGACUACAAGGCCGACAUCUGGUCUCUUGGAAUCACGUUGAUUGAGCUCGCACAAAUCGAACCCCCUCACCAUGAGCUCAACCCAAUGAGGGUCCUGCUGAAGGUCGCCAAGUCAGAACCCCCAAUGCUGGAUCAGCCUAGUAAAUGGUCGAGGGAUUUUAAUGACUUCUUGAGGAAAGCUUUGGAUAAGAACCCAGAGAUUCGCCCCAGUGCAGCACAGCUGUUGGAGCACCCUUUUGUGAAGACGGUGACCUCCAACCGUCCACUGAUAGAGCUGGUGGCCGAGGCCAAAGCUGAGGUCAUGGAGGAAAUCGAAGACAAUAGAGAGGAAGGAGAGGACGAUGACACAAUGGAUCUCAUUGAGCCACCAGAAAAGGAGCCAUGCCAGACAAGUCAGACCAGUUUGGAUGAAGAUCAGUCGGCGGACACUCCAAGCCCCACCACACCUUCACCUGUACCUUUACCCAGGAGACUGGCUCGGCCCGGCAUGCCAGCAGAGGAACACCAAGCCUCAGUGCCUGUCCCCUUGCCACGCUUCGCCGUCUCUCACAAAGAUCCAGAGGAGGUGGGGCGCCGGCUGGCUGAUGAGGUACUGGAGUCUGAGAAAGCUGAGAGCGAGGCCUCAACAAAGACCUCCAGCUCCGACUCUGGCAUUGAGGAUGGAAAGAUUACCCCCACAAUGGAGGAGGAGAAGGCGGCUUUAGAGACACCAGAGAAUGAACAGUCACCCCCAUAUGAGACGACUACAGAAAAAAUUGACAUUAUGAUCAGCCAGCACAUACCAAGGGUCCAUAUAUCUGAGGAAGGGAUGACUGGCAUCAGAGACUCACCCACUCCAAGCUCGACUCCCAACAUGACUCCUGGGUCCACUCCCACCCCAUCCUUUGCUGCUUCCCCGGUACCACAGACUCACGAUACCCUGAACGACACAAUAAGCAAAGGAAUGGCAGAUCGUCCGUCGAUAGGAAGGAGCGCGGAGCCGGCCUUGCCGCAAGCCAACGGAAGGAAUCACAAUCGGAACUCGUUAACAGGCAGCAUGGGAUCAGACAGCAUGUCGAUUAAACAGGAGAACUUCACCAUACCUGCAAGAGACUUUUCCAGCAAGACCCUAAAGCGAACCAGAAAGUUUGUUGUGGAUGGCGUGGAGCUGGAGGUGACCACUUCAAAGAUCAUCCGGGACGAUGAGAAGAAAGAUGAGGAGAUGAGAUUUCUGAGGCGUCAGGAGCUGCGUGAGCUCCGUUUGCUGCAGAAGGAAGAGCAACGCGCUCAGGCUGUUCUCAACGCAAAGCUGGAAUCCCAGAAGGAACAAAUCCAGAAACGCUUUGACCAGGAAAUACAUGCCAAGAAGAAGCAUUUUGAUACAGAGCUGGAGAAUAUGGAGAAACAUCAGAAGCAAACUAUUGAGAAGAUAGAGACAGAUCACAGCAUUAAACUCAAGGAAGAAACCAAACGCAUCAAAACAGAGCAAGACCGAGAAUACCACAAAUUCAUGGAUCAACUAAAACAUAAGAAGAAGGAGGUUAAACAUUCAGUUGACAAGAUGCCUCGGAGUGAGCGUAAAGACACCUUAAAGCAACGCAUGAGCUUCUUCCAGGAAACAAAGCUGAAACAGGAGGAGAAAUUUGUGGCGGACCAGAAAAACUUCCUAGAUACAACACUGAAAAUGAUCCUCUCCAACAACAAGAGGGAGAUCGCAGAAACUGAGAGAGAAUGUCUCAACAAGAAGCAAGAGCUCAUCAGAGAGCGAGAGGCCACAUUAUGGGACAUGGAGGAGAAGAACCUCUUAGACAAACACCAGCUAUUGAAGCAGCAAAUGAAAGACCAGUACUUCCUUCAGAGGCAUCUACUCCUAAAGAAACACGAAAAGGAGCAAGAACAAAUGCAGUCCUACAACCAGCGCAUGAUUGAGCUGCUGAAGAACAGGCAGCAGCAGGAGAAAACCCGGCUGCCAAAAAUCCAGCGUAAUGAGGCAAAGACUCGCAUGACAAUGUUCAAGAAGAGUCUGCGCAUCAAUUUGACGGGCAGCGCCUCAGAGGACAGAGACAAGGUCAAGCAGUUUUCUCAGCAGGAGCAGAAGCGGCAGAAGGCAGAGAGGCAGCAUCAGCAGCAAAAACACGAGAACCAGCUGAAGGAGAUGAUGGGCCAGUGCGAAAGCAACAUCAGGGAGCUGCAGCAGCUGCAGAAUGAAAAGUGCCACAUGCUGAUUGAGAAUGAGACUCAGAGGCUGAAGCAUCUGGAUGAGCAGCAUGCAAAGCAGAUGAAGGAGUGGAGGGAGCAGCUGAGAGUCAGGAAGAAGGAAAUUGAGGAUGAGCUGAGCGCAAAGAAGAGGGACCAGGAAGCUUUCUUCAUGAUGAAAGAGAGCAUCGAUAAUUCAAACCCCAGCUCUCCCCACAAACUCUCCAAGUUUGUGCCUUACUUGGACUCGUCCACCGUAUGAACAGAGUUGCGGUGACGUUGCAUCUACCUGAGUUCAACACACAGAAACGGCACAGGAGUGUGUUCCAGAUGCCUGCUGCUCCUGGUUUCAUUUGCUUUAUUAGGAAUGACAAAACCCCAAACUUUCCUUGGAUUUCUAUGUUGCUUUAGUAAAUAUUUAUGUUGUAGCUAAAUUUUUAUUUUAUCUUUAGUUUUAUAAAGACCA
Molecule: messenger RNA, 3621 nt
Organism: Xiphophorus maculatus (southern platyfish)
Lineage: Eukaryota; Metazoa; Chordata; Actinopteri; Cyprinodontiformes; Poeciliidae
Gene: stk10
Product: serine/threonine-protein kinase 10-like
Exons: 20
Coding region: 355-3417 (1020 amino acids)
Biological process (GO): protein phosphorylation
Molecular function (GO): ATP binding; protein serine/threonine kinase activity
Source: RefSeq, a predicted model, not a curated record